Rotaria sp. Silwood2 is the source of this 234-nucleotide messenger RNA. NCBI's taxonomy places the organism in Eukaryota, Metazoa, Rotifera, Eurotatoria, Philodinida, Philodinidae. The record is from the annotation of a GenBank genome assembly.
AUGAGUGACGAUCCGACAGACCUGCUCAAAGCUGAACUUGGUAUGAUAUCGGAUAAAUAUGAACAUCAUCCUCAUCAUCCCCAACAACAUCAUCAUCAUCAUGAUAAGGUUAUUACACCUAGUUUCGAACCGGCAAAAGUUGUGACCCAUAAAUUGCAACCAAAGGUUAGUCAAGAUAAAGAAGAAGCCGGUCGCAACGAACAACAGGAGCAACAUAAAGAUGAAGGCAAAUAA